AUGAUGCCCGAGAUAAGAACAAAAACAGGAGCAGGCCUUCGGCCACUUUGGCUGUUGCUACUUCUCGCGACCGCACAUCCGGGCGACACAGUUGAUACACCGGCAGCUGGCUUUCGAUAUGAUCACCAUGUGGACCCUUUGCUGGCUUUCUGUCCACGAUUGGUACUGAAUCAAAGCGGCCUCGUCACACCAGUUGACACCUCUGUGUGUCUCACGCCGUCACUGCCGGUGUCUUCGCCACCUUCAUCAUCCACGUCGUCCUCGUCAUGUGCGUCAUCUGCAGCAUCCAGGUCUACAGAGUCGACACCGCUAUUGAACAACAGCCGUGCACUCCGACAGGAGACGAACAAAGAGGAACAACCCCAGGACGGUCAGUCUCAAUAUCACCAGACUGGCCAAAUUGACCAGAUUCCUGCAGCUCUCGGUCAUGACGGCGGUACCACACAGGCCGCUGGCUUGGUGGUUCCAGCGCCGUGGGUCAGAGGCAACUGCCGACGGGGCAAUCUACCAGAGAAGCAAAUGGCCAAAGACACAAUAACAGGAGAAGACGAUGCCGAGUACUGCGUCUACACACACCCAUCGUUUAACCAUGGAAUGGGUCUCUCGGUCAUCACCACCGCGAGCAGGCUCGGCGCCAUGGCCACUCGGCCUGUGUUUGGGGGACGCGGAGAAACGCUUCCUGCAAGCAAGGGGCCGCCGCCCAACGGCGCAGACUGGCCACCCGACGGCGAUUCUGUCACUGUGCCCGCCUGGAGUGAGAAGAACGUGCCAGGCAAGGACGUAGGCCUCGUGGCCACCCGGGCCAUCCGCCGUGGCGAACGUAUCAUGGCACGUACGCCUGCUGUCAUGAUUGACGGAGCCGCGAUAGAUGCACUGCCAGUCGCUCCAUUUGCAAGUCUACUUCAGGGUGCCGCCUCUGGCCUUCCAGAACCGCAUCGCGCGCAGUUCUUCAACCUGUCUACGAACUCCGGCUUCGAUGUGCAAGACGCAAACGAGAACGAGGCCUACCAGAUCUUUGUGACCAAUGCAUUUCGAACGGGCAUUGCCGACGGCGAGCCGGAUCUGCACACUGUGUUCCGUGAUGCAUACAACGGCACAGUGUCGCGCCUCAAUCACGCGUGCCAGCCCAACUGUGCCUACUUCUUCGACCCGGUUACUCUGUCACACAGCGUUUAUGCUGUCGUCGACAUCAUGCAGGGCGAGGAGCUGACCGUCGCCUACAUCGAUCCGAUACAGGUGCGGGCCGACCGUCAGACCAAACUUCACCGCCAUUGGGGAUUCGGCUGCACAUGUGCGAGAUGUACGUUGCCGCCGCACCGCUUGGCCGAGUCCGACGACCGCGUCCGCUCUAUCCAGACUCUAUUGACUUCCCUGGACAACUACAGUUUACUGAUGCCGGAUGGUGUGAGCGCCAACGUCGCCAACGUGACGGUGGGCCCGUCGGCCGGCGAGCUGCUGGUUCUAUUGUUUGAGCUUGAGGGUCUACAUGGCCGCAUGCACGAAGCCGAGUACCGUUUGGCCCUCGAAUGGAACGGUGUCGGCGAUGCCCUGCGCGCCACGCAAGCUGCUCGCCGCUGCCUCGACCAUGGUCUGCUGGUGCGCGGGGCCAAACAGGUCUUUUUGACCAACAUGCGGGAUCUGGUCACCGACCCGACUGCCCAUUGGAGCUGGAAAUUUCGACUGGGAAAGGAAGCCGCUACAAAAGAGGAGGAGUAG
Messenger RNA from Sporothrix schenckii 1099-18, 1716 nucleotides. Its product is annotated as Mcg1p. The record is from RefSeq and is a predicted model, not a curated record. Gene Ontology annotation, molecular function: protein binding. Bases 1 to 1716 code for a protein of 571 amino acids. The transcript has 2 exons. NCBI's taxonomy places the organism in Eukaryota, Fungi, Ascomycota, Sordariomycetes, Ophiostomatales, Ophiostomataceae.